AUGCGCUGGCGCGCACUCAUCCUCAGCGCAACAGCCACCUACGCUAUCCUCUACCACCCAACCGUCCUUCUUCUCUGCUUCUGCGUCUCCGCCGUCUACACAUACCUGACACCCAACUCAGCACCCCUCAACACUCCCGCCGGGCGUGCCAGGCAUACAACUGCGAGGUUCAUUAAUGCUUACGCGGACUGGGCCAUGAGCGGGGAGAUUCGAGCCGACGUCCAGCUUGAUGUUGAUGAAAUCUGCAUCAUCUGUCGCGACACGCCGAGCCCACAAUGUACCCGCCGCCUCUUCCCCUUCCGCUUCGAGAACCGCAAUCUGGAAGUACUCACAAAGUUCAAGCUGUCUUUGCUACUCGUCACGGAAGUCCUGUCCCCUAUGAGUAUCCUCUUCGGGCCGUUGAAACGUUUCCACAUUAUCGCCAGCUCGUGUGGAACGACUGCGAUGUCCUUGUACAUUGGCGUUCUAUGGCUGAGCCGCCGUCGGAACGGGGCAGAGUGGUGGAGGGAUCUGGAGCAAGCGCAGGGUGAUGAGGAGUACGAAGCGAUGAUGCUCUUCUGGCAUGCAGUGGGCAAUGUUUGUGCAGCGGGCUGGUUUUUGUACCAGGCGGUGGUGUUUGAGAGAAUGGUGUCGCCGUGGAUGCCUGAGUUCUCGAACUGGAACUUGACUGUUGGAUGGAUAUGCUAG
Molecule: messenger RNA, 687 nt
Organism: Saxophila tyrrhenica
Lineage: Eukaryota; Fungi; Ascomycota; Dothideomycetes; Mycosphaerellales; Extremaceae
Exons: 2
Coding region: 1-687 (228 amino acids)
Source: RefSeq, a predicted model, not a curated record